This is a messenger RNA of Saprolegnia parasitica CBS 223.65, 1856 nucleotides long. RefSeq lists its product as hypothetical. Gene Ontology annotation, cellular component: cytoplasm. The coding region runs from base 1 to 1647 and encodes 548 amino acids. The transcript is spliced from 5 exons. Gene Ontology annotation, biological process: L-phenylalanine biosynthetic process; chorismate metabolic process. The record is from RefSeq and is a predicted model, not a curated record. NCBI's taxonomy places the organism in Eukaryota, Oomycota, Saprolegniomycetes, Saprolegniales, Saprolegniaceae. Gene Ontology annotation, molecular function: chorismate mutase activity; prephenate dehydratase activity.
AUGGCAUUUCCGAAUCCCAUCAUGACGACGACGACCCGCGUGCUCCUCGACGACUACCGCAACGUGCUCAUCCGCCAGGAGGAGACGAUCAUCUUUGCGCUCAUCGAGCGCGCCCAGUUUGCGCGCAACGACGCCAUCUACCGACAGCGCGCCGAGGCCACGCCGUCGCUGCGCGAGUUCAAGGGCAAGUACAACAGCUUCCAAGGCAGCUUCCUCGACUUUCUCCUCAGUGGCACCGAGAAGCUGCACGCGCUCAACCGCCGGUACACGGCGCCGGACGAGCACGCCUUCUUCCCGCAGCUGCUGCCCGAGCCGAUGCUCCCGCCCGUCGCGUACCCGACCGUGCUCAUUCCCAACGCAAUCAACAUCAACGACCAGAUCAUGAACGUCUACCUGCAAAAGAUCCUGCCACACAUCACGGCAGACGUCGACGACUCAACCACGUAUGGGUCGGCGGCCAAUGCGGACGUUGCCGUGCUGCAAGCGCUAAGCAAGCGCAUUCAUUUCGGCAAAUUCAUCGCCGAGGCCAAGUUCCAGGCCGAGACGGACAAGUACUCGGCGCUCAUCCGCAACAAUGACGCCGAGGGCAUCAUGGCGGCGCUCACCAACGUCGUCGUCGAGGAGAAAGUUGCCAAGCGUGUGUGCCUCAAGGCGUCAACGUACGGCCAAGACAUUGACGGGGCACCGACCACGGCGGGCGGGCACUGCAAGGUCGACCCGCAGCUCAUCUCAGACCUCUACCUCAAUUUUGUCAUGCCGUUGACCAAGGAAGUCCAAGUCGCGUACCUGCUGCAGCGCCUCGAGCACGAAUCGGUGGCCUUCGUGGGUCCGAUCGGAAGCCUCUCGUUCACGGCCGCGGUCCAGCACUUCGGCGCGUUUGCAACGCCCAACUUUGCGGCCGCGUCAACGACGGCCGACGUCUUCCAGAGCGUCGCCAACAACAAGACGGCGUACGGCGUGGUGGCGUUCGAGGACGCGCAGACGGGCAUCGUCAAGGAGACCCAGCUCCGCUUGCUGCAGAGCCAGCUCCAGAUUGUGGCCGAGACGCUCGUGCUCGAGCCGUUUGUUGUCGCUGCACAGCAUGCGGUUGAGGCGGCGAGGGUGACGUCGAUCUACCUGCCGGCGUCGGCCGAAGCGAGCUUUGGUACCGCGAUCGACCGGUUAUGGAGCACGGCCAAGGUCGUCGUCGUCGCAAGCGUUGAAGAGGCUGCGCGCCGCGCUCUCGAGGAAGCCACCGCGCUGGCCAUCACGACCAACGACGCGGCGACGGCAUUUGGCUUGUCGCACCACGUGGAGAUGCCGGCGUCGUCCUGGACGAGCGCGCCGCCGUCGACGUCGAUGCGGUUCCUCGUCAUUGGCAAGGCGUGCGGCUCGCCGACGGGCCGGGACAAGACGUGCAUUAGCAUGCGCGUCAAGCACCACGUCGGGUCGCUCCUCUCGGCGCUGCAAGUCUUCAAGGACAAUGGGGUCAACAUGACACGGCUCGAGUCGAUCCCGCGCGUCGGCAACGCAUGGGACUAUGAUUUCUUCGUCGAACUCGACGGCCACCGCGACGACGCGCACAUCCGCGCGGCCAUGGAGCAGAUGAAGCUGCACACGAACCACGUCCAGGACUUUGGCUCGUUCCCGGCCGUUCAGCACGAAUAGUACGAUAGCGUGAUGAGAUUUUCAUUGCGAGAUGACUGCAUUCUACCGGCUUGCAGAGAUGGACGAGAUUGGUCCAUUCUAGUCGUGAAAGCACGGGGUAUGCAGCAACGCUUGGAGCACCCGAACUCGACGUGUCUCCGUUAUGUAUGUAGUACAUCGUUUAUAAAUGCCUCGUCCCAGCAAUGCAGAGUAGGGCUAUGGCAGCGGUG